GCGGAUAAAAAGCAGUCUCAUCAACCACCAACACCGCAACACGUUCUUUCCGACAAUUUUAUCGCCUGUAUUGAUCUCGCCGUUUCAUGCUGACUUAUUAAUUGUCUGAAUGAAAUUGUCAAAAUUAAUCAACAGUCUAAAACCUAAACUAUAUAAGACAUCACACAUUUUAACUGAAUCUUAAAAUGACAGCGAGGUCCGUUUUUACGUUUCGUGCCUACAAGUUUCACAUCAACGAUUUUAGCCUUGUUGCAGCUGUUUACGAGUUUGUCGCAUCCGGAUUUUGGAAAGUCCGUCAGCUGUUAUCAACUCUAGUGGGAAAUCUUACAAAACGGAAAUUUUGAGUGCCCAAGAUGAACGCCAUUGCGGAUUGCCCGACAGAAAAUGAGCUGAUUUCAAAAGCAAAAUCAGGAUUUCAAGAAUUAUUUCCAGGGGAAAAUCCGUCAAUUAUAGCCAGCGCACCAGGUCGAGUAAACUUGAUCGGGGAACACACUGAUUAUAAUGAUGGCUUUGUUUUGCCUAUGGCGUUGCCCAUGACGACCGUCGUCAUUGGCAAUAAGGCUGCAGUCACCGACAAAUGCACAGUUUACACCCUGUCAGAUGCAGUUGGGAGUAAUCGCCAAAUAAUUUUUACCACUCCUUCAAUAGAAAGUGAACUCAAACCAGGAGAACCGAAAUGGGGUAACUACGUAAAAGGCGUCGUGGCAAAUUUUCCUUUUAAACCACUCCCUGCAUUUAAUGCUGUCAUCAUAAGCUCUGUCCCAUUAGGAGGGGGUUUGUCAAGCUCAGCUUCACUUGAAGUUGCCAUGUAUACAUUUCUUGAAAGCUUGACAUGUGUAAGGGCUACGGAUCUCAAGCAGAAAGCUCUUGCAUGCCAGAAAGCUGAGCAUGAUUACGCUGGAAUGCCAUGUGGUAUCAUGGACCAAUUUAUAUCCACAAUGGCUGAACAAGGGAAAGCAUUAUUGAUAGAUUGUGAAUCUAUGCAGGGCAUCUACGUUCCCCUGUCAGACCCCAAUGUUGUGGUUCUAAUCACCAAUUCUAACAUACGUCAUGAACUGACUGGAAGCGAGUACCCAACACGAAAGAGACAAUGCAUGGAGGCUGCUGCAAUAAUGAAAAAGAAAAGUUUGAGAUCUGCUUCUAUGGAAGACUUAAAUACAAAUAAAGACGCAAUGUCUGAUGUUGUUUUUAAGCGGGCUAGACAUGUUAUUGGUGAAAUAGAAAGAACGCAACAAGCAGCGAAAGCCCUUCAACAAUCAAACUAUGUUGAGUUUGGCAAACUAAUGGUGCAAAGUCAUAACUCUUUACAGAAUGAUUAUGAAGUAAGCUGUGCAGAACUUGACGAACUAGUAGCAGCUGCAUUAGAAUGUGAAGGGGUCCUUGGAAGCAGAAUGACUGGUGGUGGUUUUGGAGGAUGCACAGUCACUCUCCUUUAUGCAAAAUAUGUACAAGAUGUAGUGAACUACAUAACAAAUAAGUAUAGUGGUAAUGCGACAUUCUACAUUGCGACAGCAUCCAGUGGAGCUCAUGAAAUCAAAAUCUGAAGUACAUUUACCUCAAAUGCCUUAAUUCUACGAUUAAACUAUUCUUCAAUUUUUAAUCUCAUAAUGGUGCUGAAUGAAAUCUAAUUCGUAUAUCUGAUUUUAUAAAAUGUAAAAUCAAAAAUCUGUACCUCAAAUGCCUGAAUUCUCCAUUUUAAAUUAUUCUUCAAUUUUUAAACUCAUAUUCAUGUGGAAUAAAAUGCAAUUCUUUUACUGAUUUUACAUAUCUUCAAUCAUGGUCUUCAAUUUGUUUACUGAUCAAACGAUAAAAAAUUUUGACAUGAUUGUUUAUUGAAGCAGUAAAACACUGAUUUUAGUUACAAUUAAUACAGUGCAAACGAAAUUGGUAAAAUAAAAUAUAAAGUUUGGGAACACUAAA
Styela clava is the source of this 1920-nucleotide messenger RNA. Its product is annotated as galactokinase-like. NCBI's taxonomy places the organism in Eukaryota, Metazoa, Chordata, Ascidiacea, Stolidobranchia, Styelidae. Gene Ontology annotation, biological process: galactose metabolic process; carbohydrate phosphorylation. The record is from RefSeq and is a predicted model, not a curated record. Gene Ontology annotation, cellular component: cytosol; cytoplasm. Gene Ontology annotation, molecular function: galactokinase activity; ATP binding.